Molecule: messenger RNA, 8721 nt
Organism: Choloepus didactylus (southern two-toed sloth)
Lineage: Eukaryota; Metazoa; Chordata; Mammalia; Pilosa; Megalonychidae
Gene: SSH1
Product: slingshot protein phosphatase 1
Exons: 11
Coding region: 4041-6815 (924 amino acids)
Biological process (GO): protein dephosphorylation; negative regulation of actin filament polymerization; actin cytoskeleton organization
Cellular component (GO): cytoplasm
Molecular function (GO): actin binding; protein tyrosine/serine/threonine phosphatase activity
Source: RefSeq, a predicted model, not a curated record
CUGAGCUCUCUGGGCUUUUUCUGUCUUUUAUCUUCAUAAAGGACUCCAGUAACAGAUUAAGAUCCACCUCGAAUGGGCUGGGUCACAUCUCAGUUGAAAUAACCCAACCAAAUGUCCCACCAACAACAGGCCUGCACCCACAGGAAUGGAUUAAAAGAAUAUGGCAUUUUUGGGGGUAUAUAACAGCUACAAAACCAGCACAGGUACCAUCCAGUAUUGAUAAUCCAUGGAUUCCUGAGUACUUGUUGGCAGAUCCUUGGUCAGAGGCUUUCAGAGAGGCUUGGAAUUUCCCAACGCCUGUUUGGAGACCAAAUUAGUUAUAAAAUGAGAGUGACUGGCUCGUUUUACUUCUAGGAUAAAUUAAAGUGUGUGAGAUCAUUGUAAAACAUGGAUUUGUUAGAGUUUGUGGUAGACUCCCUUUAUUCGUCAUUCAUUAAGCAGACAAUUCAUUUGCAUUCUCUUGAGUGUGAGACAAAGGGGUUGGCCCAGGUAAACAAGGAAGCAGCACUGCGGAGUUCUUGACCUCACAGAUCCUGGGCUUGGGGAGGAAGGCAGUUGGCACCCAUGGCCAGGUAGGUGGGCUGUGAAGAGUCUAGGCUGAUAGGCUCAGAGCUGGGGAGGUGCACGGGGGUUUUGUGGGAACCCAGGAGGGGAUGGUGUAGAGAGAGUAUUCCAAAGGCUUUCUGGAGUCUUAAAGGACUAGGCUGAGUCUUAAAGGAGGUGGGCAGUUAGGCAAGUUCAGGAGCUUGCACAGGGCAGGGAGGUGUGUUCAGGCAGAACUGAUAGCAGGAAAAAGCCGGAAUGGCAGGUGACUGCAUGCUCUUGUCUUGUUCCUGCUAUUGAUCACAUGCUAUUGACCAAGACUGGGUGCUUGUUAGAAGUCAGUGAACAAAAAGGAGAGGAAAGCAACUGUAAGAAGCAGACCUUUCUUUCAUGACUUCUUUCUGCAGUUCAUGAGAGCAACAUUAGAACUUUUCCAUAACACACAUUAGAGAGGUGAGAAAAGCUGGCAUCUGUGGCAAUGGACUUGGUUGACAAAGCCAAGUCUAGAAGAGUAGGUAGCAUGACACAUCUUUGAAGGUGGGCUCUGAAGAGCUACUUGGAGACCGGGGUGAGCUUGGUGUUUCAUGUGGGGAACCCCCAGGCAGGAGCUCUCAGAGCUGGUCAGAGCCCCACCUUUUUGGCCGUUAUCCUUAAGGUGGUGGAGCAAAGAAGCAUUUAGUACUUACACUGUUGCAAUUGUAUUUGUUCUUUAAAUGAUUAUCCAGCCUUUCUGAAUUCUUUUGAGGACAGGAAUUUCCCUUACCACAUUUGCUCCAUUCCAGUAAUGCUUUCCAACCCUGAACCAAGUCUGCCUCCCUGUAGGAUGUGCUCAUCGUCUUGCCCCAACCUCUGGAGCUUCACAGAAGUCCUCCCAGCAUCUCUACUGCUUAAGUUGUAGCUCUCAUUACAGUUUACAAAAUGCCGUCAUAACAUCUCAGUUAAUCCUUGAAUUGCCCUGUGUGGGUAGAUUUCCCUAAUUCAUGCUUUACAGAUGAAGAAACAGAAGUUCAUAGAGGUCCAAGUGAUUAAACUAGGACCUCUAUGUAAGUCACAGAGCUGGGACUCAGACUUGGUUCUCUUACUGUGGAGCUGCAGUGCAGACCCACUCAUUCUUUCCCGAUAUGCUAAAUGAAGCCCUCUCAGUACACCCCCUUAUUCAUGGAUUCAUUCGUAGAUUUACCAGGGAUGUACUACAAUUGUAGCACUUUUGGACUGCCAGGCACCCUUCCUGGGUCUGGGGCUCCACCAGUGAGCAGGCCUAGAGGUGUGAGUGAUCGCGAGAUGCACACAACGUGCCCUCCAGGUUCCCUCUUAACCAGCCGGUGUGGACGGGCCUGUGCACUCAUCUGCACGCACACUCCAAAGCGCCCUUCCCUUCCGUCCUUGCCUCCUUUUGUCUCCCCUCUGCACCCUGCCUUUGAUUCUCACGUGGCUCCCCCUCUCCUUGUGGUUUUCUUGCCUCUGCUGCAUGAUCUGCUUGUUCUCAGGCUAUCCGUCUUCUCUUUUGGCUCUUGGAGCCACAGCCUGUUUGCAGGCACCAGCCCCAAGGGCAAUGAUGGACCCCUGUGGUUAGGGGAGAGGGGCUGAGAGGCUACAGAGUGCAAGCAGGGGGCUGGCAGGGAAUGAGGGCUCAAGGACCUUCCCGUUAGCAGGCCGGGUGCAGCUGUCUUCUGUGCGGGACGUCUCAGGAGAGCUGGGAACUGGCCAUUCUGCGGCUCCCAUCUCCGGGGUCGACUGCCUGUGUUCCUGGCUUGGAAACAGAGACUUGGUCCUUACCAGAAGUCUCUGGCCUGCUGAGAGCAUGAUAUGCUUGUUUUCCUAAAUUCCUGCCAUGAGAUUUUGUUCCUUAUUCCAAAAGAAAAAGAAGAGAGCUGAAUAUUGUCCCCAAAGGGGGAGGUUCCCAGUGAGAGGAAGUCCGAGUGCAGGGUUAACAGAAGAUAAUGUUGGCUACACAGGCUUAUGAGUUUUCUUUCAAUGGCUUAUGUCUACACACACUUCCCUGGGAGACCAGAGAGGCCAGCCCCUGUGCUCGAUCUUGGGAUUACUUUUCUGUUUCAGAUGCUGGAACUUUUAUAUAUAAAGUGUCCUCCACCUGUUUCGUGUUUUGCAGUCUGCAGAGGAUGUUUACAAGUGGGAUCUCAGGACAGCCCUUUCUUCUCCUUGGACCUCAAGUCCCAUCACAGGCCCCAGAUGGCUUCUCCCUUCCGGUCAUACAGACCCCAGGGCCUUGAAACCUGCUUUGUUCUUCUGUGGUUGUCCCCCCUCCCCCCACCACUUUAUCCUCUGGGGUCACUCUUCCUCUAAAAAGACCCAGUUUCCUUAACUGCAUAUCCCUUCCUUGCUUGCCAUAAUAUAAACCCAUCAGCCCUCCUUCAUUGUAAAAAUUUAGCUGUUAAUUGCUACCAGAAUACUGGAAACUCACAGAAAUACCCAAUGUGGGGACCUAGGGCAUUUACCGAGUUGUUGCAGUCAUGUCAUGGUCCCUGGUCUGUGUUCUUGCUUCCACUUUGAGACUGUGAGCAAGAGUCCUCUGUGGACUUCUGGUCAACCUCUUCCCCAUCUCUGGGUUCAGUAGAGACCAGUUUAGAUGCCGUCUUGUUUCAUGCAGACAAUUUUAUCUCUGACCCUUCAGCCUCCACCUGCACCUGCAUAGGAAGGAUCCCCUGCUGACAUUUCCUCCACAAGCAACGUCCCCAGUCAGCUGGCUUUGGGCUCCCUGAUCCCAUGUUCCUUGCAGCUCUCCAUGCCGUUGUCUCUCCCCAACUCCCUGGCAUGGGAGGUGCAUACUGAAAAGAGGGUGUACUGGGUCAGGUCUCCAGGCCUGCCUGCCACGUUCCAGGGGCACUUUCUGACCAGGGCUUUCCGUGUAUCCAUUUGGGCUCCACGUAGUCCCUUCGAAACACUGACAGAGCCUACUAGCCCCAGGAGCUGCUUGGCUCUCAACACAAAUUUCAUUUUGCAGCUCUGCAAGGGAAACACAAUCAGCCCAUCAGGAAUGGGCAGUUCCCCUACCAUGAAAGACUUAGUCUCAUGUGAUCUGAAGGGCUUGAAACGAACUCAUCCACAGAUACAGAAGUGCCAGGUCAGAAAGCAUCCUGUGGCUGGUGACGCUCGGGAGGAAAUCUGGUUCUGUGAACCCAGAGCCCCCAUCUGCAGCUCGUGGCAGUGGAGGCACAAGCGCUGAGCAUUACUCUCUGAGGGGACUGUUAAGUGGUAGCAGAGAUGCCAGUUCAAGAUUCCAGAAGGGUGGCAGAGCUGGCCCUUGGCACAGUCACAGAGUUUUCUCACAAGACAACUUUUUUUAAAUGCCUGAAGGGUUUCCAUCAUAAUCUGAGAAGACCCUCUGAUAAAGCCCUUUCUUUCCCUCUGUGUUUCUCAGUGGCGCCAGUCUCUGGAAUUGUUAACUAUCGAUUCACUGUUAGGAUGGGCAAAACAAAACCAGUUUAAUCUGCUUUUUAAAAUGACGACUACAUAGAAGUAAGAGCUGCACUAUUGGGAUGGUUCUUCGACUCUGGAGUGACACAAAAAUCCACCUUGAUGGAGAUGGUGGAUUCAGCGUGAGCACAGCGGGGAGGAUGCACAUCUUCAAGCCUGUAUCUGUCCAGGCCAUGUGGUCUGCGCUGCAGGUCCUUCACAAGGCCUGCGAAGUGGCCCGGAGGCACAACUACUUCCCCGGGGGCGUGGCUCUCAUCUGGGCCACCUACUACGAGAGCUGCAUCAGCUCUGAGCAGAGCUGCAUCAACGAGUGGAACGCCAUGCAGGACCUGGAGUCCACACGGCCCGACUCGCCUGCGCUGUAUGUCGACAAGCCCACCGAAGGGGAGAGGACCGAACGUCUCAUCAAAGCCAAACUCCGAAGCAUCAUGAUGAGUCAGGAUCUAGAAAAUGUGACCUCCAAAGAAAUACGCAACGAAUUAGAGAAGCAGAUGAACUGUAACUUGAAAGAAUUCAAGGAAUUCAUAGACAACGAGAUGCUCCUUAUCUUGGGACAAAUGGACAAGCCCUCCCUUAUCUUCGAUCAUCUUUAUCUCGGCUCUGAAUGGAAUGCAUCCAAUCUGGAGGAACUGCAGGGCUCAGGUGUUGACUACAUUUUAAAUGUAACUAGAGAAAUAGAUAAUUUUUUUCCGGGCUUAUUUGCAUAUCAUAACAUCAGAGUCUACGACGAAGAGACGACAGACCUCCUGGCCCACUGGAAUGAAGCUUACCACUUUAUAAACAAGGCGAAGAGGAAUCAUUCCAAGUGCCUGGUGCAUUGCAAAAUGGGUGUCAGUCGAUCCGCAUCCACUGUCAUAGCUUAUGCGAUGAAGGAGUUUGGCUGGCCCCUGGAGAAGGCCUAUAACUACGUGAAGCAAAAGCGCAGCAUCACGCGCCCCAACGCGGGGUUUAUGAGGCAGCUGUCUGAGUAUGAAGGCAUCUUGGACGCAAGCAAACAACGGCACAACAGGCUGUGGCGCCAGCAGACAGACAGCAGCCUCCCGCAGGCUGCAGAUGACCCCACAGGGCCCGGGGACUUCUUGCCGGAGAGCCUGGAUGGCACCCUGGAUGCCCAGCUCCCCGGGCCGGACGCCACCACCCACCCCGGGUUCCCAGGCAGCAGGGCCCCAGAAGGGCCCGCCUCUCCCUGCUGCUUCCAGCCUCUCCCAGACCCCCUCCUGCCUUCCCCCGACGACGAGGACACUGGCAGCUUGGUCCAGCUCGAGGACCUCGAAAGGGUUGCUCUCUUGGUGGAAGCCACCCAGCCAGCAGAGGCGCCCGUGCCAGCCAGGCAUCCCCAGGAAGGUUCUGGACUCCGUGAGAAGGAAGUGAAGAAGAGACCUGAGUUUGGGAUCCCGAAAGCCCCCAGCAGCUCCUUGCCCCCGGUGGAGGAGAUGGAAAGGGAGGAGGGCCCGGGAGCAGGGAGAUGGGGGCGGCCCUCAGCCCAGCUCGACAAAAACCUGCUCAACCGGGAAAACCUGAAUAACAACAACAGCAAGAGGAGCUGUCCCGACGACUUCGAGCAUGAUGCUAUUUUUGGGAUCCUUAACAAAGUGAAGCCUUCCUACAAAUCCUGUGCCGACUGCAUGUACCCUAUGACCAGCGGGGCUCCUGAGGCCUUCGGGGAGCAGAGUGAGACCCCGAGCGUGCCCGCUAUCUGCACCCAGCCAGCCUUCCUGCCCCACCUCACAACCUCCCCCAUGGCCCACACGUCCAGCAGGUCCCGAGCUUUGGAGAAGCUGGCCUCUGGCCCAACCGAAGCUCCCCAGUUUCUACCACCAGCAGGCUCCAGGAGGCCAGACACCAGUAGCUCUGUCCCUGGCUCUGGCUCUGGAUCUGGGAUUGCCUCAGAGCCACCAGCUAGCCUUCUGGAACCUUCCAGAGAGCCCCAAAAAGUCCUGCCAAAGCCCCUCCUUUUGAAGAAUUCUCACUGUGAUAAGAGCCCUCCCAGCAUGGAAGUAGUGAAAGAAGAGGUGCUCGCCAAGAAAGACUCGAAGCCAGCUAAGGACCUGCGGCUUCUGUUCACUAAAGAAUCCGAGAAACCCACACCCAACAGCUACUUGAUGCAGCACCAGGAAUCCAUCAUCCAGCUGCAAAAGGCAGGCUUGGUUCGCAAGCACACCAAAGAGCUAGAAAGAUUAAAGAGCAGGCCGGCAGAUGCGGCAUCGCCCUUCAGAGACGGCAUCACCAGCAGGCUAGAGGCCAGCAUACCCGAAGAAAACCAGGGUCUGGUCCCCUUCCAUCCGUGGGGGGCCCCUCCAGGUUUGCCCAGCCAAGCAGGGAUUGAUGAGAAAUCAGAGGCUGCCCCCGCUCCAUCAGAAGGCACCUCUCUCAAGAGCCCCAGUCCCUUCCUCUGCCGCCUGGAUCACACCAGUAAUUUCUCAAAAGAUUUCCUGAAGACCAUCUGCUACACUCCCACCUCAUCCUCCAUGAGCUCCAACCUCACCCGGAGCUCCAGCAGCGACAGCAUCCACAGCGUCCGAGGGAAGCCAGGCCUGGUAAAGCAGCGGACCCAGGAGAUCGAGACUCGGCUCCGGCUGGCGGGCCUCACCGUCUCCUCCCCGCUGAAGCGCUCACACUCCCUGGCCAAGCUCGGAAGUCUCAACUUCUCGACAGAAGACCUGUCCGUUGAGGUUGACCCGUCCACCAUCGCCGACCCCCAGGACGCCAAGCUAAGCGAGGCUUCCUUCCUGCACGAGGCCCGCUCAACACCAAGGAACCCCAUCGCAACCUCUAAACUGUCAGGGAAACCCACCCCAGGAAACUUGAAAAGCCCCUCAGGGGCGAGCAAAAGCUGACCCGCUUUUUACCAUGUCUGGACUUCGAUUUUCAUAUGGGCCUACCCUUCGUUUCGCUGUGGAUUUCGGCCAGCCCCUCAUAUCUUGCCUUCUCUUAAACAGUCGUGAUACAGAGGAGGAGAAACGACAAAAAUAACAAACACGCAGCACAAAAAUUGAAAGGGGAGAUUGCGGUUGGGUGGUGUGGGACUGCCGGAGGCUCGGGCGGUAGACGUAGAACUCUUAACUCUCAAGUCGUGUUUCUCCGAGAAGAAUUGUGUCUGAAGGAGAGUGUGUACAGAGACGCACACACAUCACAAAUCUUAACAUUUGCAAAAUGAAAAAUAAGAGUUGCAGUGAUGACAUCACCAACGUGGCACACGUCCUAGCUCAUUCAGGCCCUUUUGGGAAAACUCUUGGAUGGCCACAUCAGUCCUACCUCUGUUCUUGCCGUGCUUUUUAUUUUGAAAACACAAUAAUGACCAAGGCUUGUUCCAGGGAAUAAUGCUGUGUCAGGGUCCCCCCCCCCCCAAAAAAAACAAUUUUUUGGUUGGGACCCCAAAAAAGGGUUUAGACUUGGCCGCACCAAGCCCUGCUUAGGUGAAGCCAGAUGAAAGCACUGGGCACUGUGGUUGAGCUAACUGCCACGUGGCAGUCGGCGGUCCUGGUUUUAUUGUUUUGCAGCUGGGUGGUACGUGUUUGGCGGGCACUGGGGUAAGGUGGGGGAAACAUGUAUGCGAUGUUCUCGGUUGUUGCUAAGGGUGAAGUUUAAAUUGCCCCAGUAUGGGGGAAGGACCCACAAAGCGUUAUUGAGCCUCAUCUGCUACUGAACCGAGCAAGGCUGGGGUUGGGUCUCGGAAGCAUUGGCGUGUGGCAGGGCGUCCUGCAGUAGCCCUGGCACUCAGAUGCACUAAGCCCUCCUAUUUACAUUUGGGGGCGGAAAGGGAGAUUUCAGCAGUAAGAAACCAUCAGCCCCUCUGCAGGAGCAACUUGGCGGCAGCUUCUCCGAGAGAAAUGAGACCUUUGAAAAGUUUCACAGAUGUUUACAGUUUCCCCUUCCUGAAGUGCAAACACUGCUUCCCGUUUCUCUGAUUCUUCCUAGCGGCUGUGCUGGAGUAAAGGAGGGAUCUGGGGCCGAGCCUCGGCUCUGGGUGUAGCUUCCAUAAGAACCAAGUGAGCUUGGCAAGUCACGCUGCCAUGCACCCUAGACUUGAAUUGAGGGACGUAUCUGGUGUCAGUCACCCAGACACAAUGUCAAGAUAUUCUUGAGAGAGAAAAAGCUUGGUAGACAGGCAGAAAGGUUUAAUUUGGGGGUCGUCAGACUAUAGCAUGCGGCUCCAUGAGCUAAGAAUGGUUUUUACAUUUUUAAGAGAUUGUAAAAUAAAUACAUAAAAUUAAUAUGCACCAGAGGCUACAGGUAAUCUGCAAAGCUGAAGAUAUUUACUGUCUGGCCCUUUCAAAUAAAGUUUGCCGAACCCUGGGUUUUGACAACACAGGGCUGGCUACCUGUAGCCCUCCAGGAAGGAACUGGGCAAAUUUGAAGAUCCCCUGUGCCUCUGAGACACCUCAGGCCAAACCCCUCCCUCUUGCCCACCCAGGGCGUGCCAGCCCACCCCCAGCCUGUCUUGUGCGGAUGAACUAGCUGUAUCUGUGAAGGCAAACUGCUGGCUGAAGCUUGUCCACAAUUACAUCUUGCCCUCAGCUGGGUCAGUCAGAUUAUUUCAGUGAAACCAGAAAGCCUUCCAGGGCCAGUCAGAUCCUGAGAGAGGGUGAAUGAGCUGUCAUUGCAUGAUGGUCUGAACUGAACCCCCAAAUGCAGCCAGUCUGUGGAGCACCCCAGCAGGGUCUCUGGAACAAGCUUAGUUCACAUUUCAACUAGUGGGUAGAGGUUUUGCAAAAAAAAAAAAAAAAAAAAAAAAACAACACA